This is a messenger RNA of Colletes gigas, 4331 nucleotides long. RefSeq names its product ubiquitin-protein ligase E3C. Lineage: Eukaryota; Metazoa; Arthropoda; Insecta; Hymenoptera; Colletidae. Gene Ontology annotation, molecular function: protein binding; ubiquitin protein ligase activity. The record is from RefSeq and is a predicted model, not a curated record. Gene Ontology annotation, biological process: ubiquitin-dependent protein catabolic process; protein polyubiquitination. The coding region runs from base 471 to 3671 and encodes 1066 amino acids. The transcript has 5 exons.
ACUAUAAAAUAAAAUAUGGCGAAGAUUUGAUGACUGGACGUAUAAUGUACGAUCUAGCUUAACAGUCAGUUGUUUUUUGCUGACAUAGCGUCGAGAUAAACGAACUUCCGAUAAUAUGCCUGUCAUGCGAUCUUCAACGUAAACUGUACCGAAACGUAAAUUGGCAAAAGUAAUUAUUUCUAUAAAUGUUAACCUUGUCGACGAGAACAAAAUUUCAUUCUACGUAGAAGUAAAUUUAAAUUUUAAGUGAGGUCGGUGAUGCCAUUAAUUUUCAAAUGGGGUUAAAUAUUCUCAAAGAUGUGGGGGUAAGCGAUAAAAUACUCGCAAAGUAUCAUGUUACUUAUGAAAUGACAUUCCUCCUGGAAAUAUUUGUGUUUAAUACAUAUUAGUAAGGCCAGUGAAUUGUCAUCUAAAAUUGCUAUCAAGUCCCCCCUCCCCCCUUUUUAUAUGCAAUAGGAAUUAGGGGUGUUAUGCCAUUGAAGAAACCUCGAUACAACAUGUAUAUUUUCGAAGGAGAUUACAGGCGUAAACCCCAACAAAAUUUAGCUGGUGCAAGCAGGAGGAACGAUCGAUCAGAGAAAUCAGUUCUCUUGCAGCAUGUGCAAUUUGAACGUUCAAAGCGAGAGCAGCAGCGUAGAAGACACAAUGCAGUAUUAAAAAUUCAGGCAGUUGUACGUGGCUUUGUUGUUAGAAAACAUGUAAGAAUGAUCGUGAGGAAGGAAUUUGACGAGGAACAACUAAUAACUGGUCGUAGAAACUUGAAUUUAGAUGACCUAGCAAUAUAUUUUCGAAAAUUAUUAUUCUUUUACGACUAUACCGUGGAUACUGGUAGACUUGUUUGGACGUUUCAACAUUUUUUAAAGCACGAGCAAGAAAUUAAACGAAAAUGUAUAAACUGUCCAGAGUGGUUGUGGAGAUUAAGGUGGAUGCUUCGUAUGUGUAUACAAUAUAAUUCAGAAGCCUUAAUGGAUGGAGCUUAUUCAUUGGCUAUACCAUUGAGAGCUUUAGAAACUUUUACUAGUCGAGAAGAUACAGAAAAGAUCUUAAGAGAAUUUAGUUAUAAACAUCUAGAAACCAUCUUUGUAUAUUUGAUAAAGCAUAAAUACUUUGAUCAGUUAAGGAAAUUGAUAAACGAGAAAGUUCCACCUUUGUUGGAACCAACUUCUAUCCCAGCAACCCCGAUCUCAAAAUGUUUAGUGGAUAUGAUAAAGCGACCUCUGGACUUGAUUUCCUUUUUAGAUCAGAAAGAUGAUUUUUCUAUGCUUGUCUUACAGGAACUUUGUAGAAGUAUACUUUCUCCAAGAAUGUCCGAUCCCAUUCGAAUGUUUAUUAUCCCAUCAUUGUGCGAAUUCAAAGAAUUUCCAUACAUUCAAUUAAUCGAUUGUAUCAACAGAAUGAAGAUCGAGCCUACAAUAAGUUUACUUUAUUCUAUUUUAUCUCUAGAAUCGAAUCGAUUUUCAACAUGUAAAUUUAAAGAUGUUCUUAUUAACUAUUUGCAAGUUCUUGCAUCUACGAGUUCGUCAAUAGUCCCGUUAGCUACCGAAGAAAACAUGGAAGACACAGACGAUUCGGACACAGAAUCGAUUGCGAGUAUGAUCGAUAAAGACGAAGCCGAUGUUUUACAUCAGUGUUUAGAAAUGCUGAAUGAACAGCAACGCGUUCAGAAAAUACUCUUAGCGGUGGAUCGUAGCAAAGAUCCUGCCGUGUUGCAACCGUUGUGCCAACUCUGUCAUCAUUUGCUGAUUACCAACAAAUUAGCUAUUCACAAGUAUAAAUUAUUAUACAUGCUCGCUUUCAAGCCGAUGUUUUUGAAGAAUCUAUGGAGUGCUCUGCUCUCAGUUUGUCAAGUGUCGUUAUUUGGUGAAGCGACGCCUCUGCUGCAGAUUAUAUCGCAGGGACUUACACUUUCGAACGAGGAUACAAAAAAAAUAAUUCCGCUAUUGCCCGUUUUUUGUUCGCUGUUCAGUUUACUUAUCGCAACGUUACACGAUACGGAAUUCUUCAUUGAAAAUCAACAGGCAUUGGAUAGUAAUGAACAACAGGCGAUGCCGUUCACGAUUUCGGAAUUGGUAGUGCUUUCGAGUCAUUUGAAAGGCGUCUGUUUGGGCUUGGUCGAGCUUGCAUUCCCCGAUAGCCGACCUACUAUGAGAGAUAAUUACAAAACUGCUAUUCUUGGUCCGUCGUGCACUAUUCAGAGUCAACAGGAUACGCAAAUGUGGACGCAUUUGUUCAAAGUAACAGUUGGUUUGCUACGACAGUUGCAUACCCGUGACUUAAGACAACAAUUCUGUCCAGAGGGGCACUGGAUCGCGUCGAACAUUGCAAUACCUUUAGAUAGACCUCAAGAUUUCACGUUUCGCAGAAGUAGACUCAGAGGGUACGUGCUAUUCCAAGGGUUUCGUGUGUUCACGCGCGAAGAGCUAGAGAAGGGACCACCGUUGUCCUCGAAGGAAGUUCGAACAUUGACGGUCCUUCGCGAGAUACCAUUCGUUGUGCCGUUUAGUGAUCGAGUAGUGGUAUUUCAAUCGUUGAUUUAUCGAGACAAAACAGAACAGCAAGGUGACGUAACAAACUUCAUGCAAGGACCGUCGAUAAAGUUAUCGGUAAGAAGAAACUACUUGUACGAGGAUGCGUUCCAAAAGUUAUCGCCAAAGAAAGAAUCCGAAUUACGAUUAAAAAUGCGCGUGCAAUUCGUUAAUUCAGCUGGGGUGGGAGAGCCUGGUAUAGACGGUGGCGGUCUGUUUAGAGAAUUUUUGUCGGAACUGUUAAAAACAAGCGUCGACCCUAACAGAGGCUUUUUCAGACUUACUAAGGAUAACAUGCUGUAUCCGAAUCCGACGGUACACUUGCUGGUCGAAGAUUUCCCGGAACAUUAUUACUUUAUUGGUAGAAUUCUUGGAAAAGCUUUGUACGAGAAUUUGUUGGUCGAACUACCGUUCGCGGAAUUCUUCCUAUCGAAAAUUGUUGGCCGCCAAUCUGACGUUGACGUUCAUCAUUUAGCCUCCUUAGAUCCAAUUAUGUAUAGGAACCUCUUAUAUCUGAAAAGUUACAAAGGCGACGUUGCCGAUCUUGGCUUAGAUUUCACCAUAUUGUCGGACGAGUUAGGCGAACGACGUGUCGAUGAAUUGAAACCGAGCGGUGCCAAUAUCCCUGUUACAAAUCACAAUCGUAUCGAAUAUAUCCACCUGAUGGCCGAUUAUAAGCUGAACAAGCAAAUCAGAGCACAGUGUUACGCAUUCAAGCGUGGCAUUGGUAACGUGAUACCCUUAGAUUGGCUUCAAAUGUUCAGUAACAAAGAACUGCAGGUAUUGAUAUCGGGUGCACAGAUUCCCGUCGACGUAAACGACUUGAAAAUGCAUACCAACUACACGGGAGGCUAUACCCGUGAUCAUCCAACGAUCAUUGCUUUCUGGAAGGUCGUUAAUGAAUUUAACGACCAGCAAAGAAGACAAUUGCUCAAGUUCGUCACCAGUUGUAGUCAACCCCCGUUACUUGGAUUCAAGGAACUCGAGCCACCUUUUUGCAUUCAACAAGCUGGCAGUGUAGACCACCUGCCAACUUCUAGUACCUGUAUGAAUCUACUGAAACUUCCCAAGUUUCCGAAUGAGAAAAUUCUACGCGAAAAACUUUUAUAUGCGAUACAAGCUAGUGCAGGCUUCGAACUGAGUUAAGCCCGAUUUUCUCUGACACUUAAGUGAACCCUUCUAGUUAAAUCGGUGAUACCUGACUGUAUAUAACAUUGCAAACGUAAUCAAGAUUUAAGUGCGUGUUUGAGAGGAAGAAAUACGAACGUAAAUGCUGUCAUAUUUUAAUAAUCGAUAAGUGAUACGAUUCGGUGUUUACCAAGUGCUCCGCAUGUACAAUGUUCGUUUAGUAACAAUGAUAAAUGGAUUUCAGUUUGAACCGAUGUUUCGCCCGCCGAUAGGUCGAUAUUAGUACAUACUCGUAACGGGGCAUAACAGUUUUACGAAAUCUCCAUCGAACGUGGCAAUAAACAUGUAAUAUUGUCAGGAGGGGCCAAUUAAUUAGGUAGCAUCUCGAGAAAACUACUACCGGUACAGAGAACAAAAUGUAUUAUUUGUAAGAAUAUGUCCGUUGUUCUGUUCGUAUAUAUAUAUAUGCGAACUUACACACGUCAUACUAUAUACAUAUAUACACAAAACCAUAUUUUUUUUGUUGUAAUUUUCUGCCCUUGGUCUACAAUUGUAAAUUGUGUAUAUUUUUAUGUUUUGUAUUCGUCACAACGUAGACGCUACAUCUACUUUUAGUGUACAUGAAAGAGUAGGAUAUAUGUAUUUAUGAAUUCGUUAAGACGGUGUGUAAAUAAAAUG